CAGACUCCGCCUGCUCACCCCCACCUCGUCUGCAUUUUUUUUUAACCGAUGCUGAUUUCACAAGCGCGAAUGUCAUCAACCACCAAAAUUUCCAUGCUGGACAAAUGGAGAAUGGCUCCACUAUGGCUAAUCCUCAUGUUUGUGCUUCAGUUUGAAGGCAUCAGCGGAGACACCGUCAAGCUCUACCACACACCUGGACACGACGCCGUCCUGCCGUGUCACAUCCUAUCAUCGGCAACCUCGACGUGCUCCACAAUCACAUGGUUUUACAACAGUGCAGCCACAAAAGUGGUUGCGGAUGGAAUUGUUAAGAACGACUUGGUUCGAGCUGCCAGGCUGAGACUGGACAAGGGCUGCAAUCUGUUCAUCGACAGCAUCACUGCUGAGGAUGCCGGUCUCUACGUCUGUCGGAAGGGGAGGGCAACCAUGUUAGACACAAAUGUGGUUCUGAGCGUUCUGACCAUCUCCCCAUCUCCGCCAGACAGAAGUGGCGCAGAGGUGGCGUUAAAGUGCUCCCUGUUGGGACGCACCGGGCACCGUGGCUGUGGCGACAAGAGACUCCUCUGGGUGGACGAGGCAGGAACUGUGCUGAGUGGCGAUGGAGUCCGCAGCGAGGACACAGUGGGCGGCUGCGUCUCGAUUCUGACCGUGAACAGUGGCCACGGCAGGAGAUACACCUGCCGGCUUGUUGACGAGAGCAACGGCAACAACGUGCAGAUACAGGCUGACCACACGCUGGUCGUCACAGAUCCGCCGUACGUCGCCAUCGGCGCUGCGGUCGGAGUGGCGGUGUUCCUGCUCGUCGUCGCUGCUGCUGCCGGCCUCAUCAAAUGCAGGAAAAGAACCAAAGAGACAGACGGUGGAGAAAGACCAACCAAACCACAUGAUGAUCCGGAGGACAAUCUGACCUAUAUCACCGUGAGCCACGUCAACCAAGGAGCCUCUGCUGUGAAACUGGUCAAAGAGGUGGAGAAUGUCACUUAUUCUACAAUCAAGACUCCGGUGACGACAGACGCAUGGUAUGUCAGCAUACCAUAAUAAAUCGGAGAAUAUGAAAAACGUCGCCUAAUUGCCAGGGGUUUUCUCUCUGUCAGGAACAGAACAGUUGGAUUUUGUGCCUCAGUGUUUUUCAAGCUGUUUUGUAGUUUUUGCUGGACUUUCUUUGCUCAGUAUUGAGAUGGUUGUUUCGUUUAAACAGCGUACAUAUAGUUAAAAGAUCAUGGUGAACCAUUUCACACACAAAAAAAGUUCUACCUGCUCCAAAGCAAUGAGGAACAAACAUGAAGUCUCCUUAUCAUGUUUGGGAUUUUAAAAAAAUCAAUCACUACAUAAAUAAGACAAAACUCAGCAGAAUGGUUAAAAGUGAUCGAAAAACAACAAUCUUCAAAGUUCUCGCUGUGUUUCAGUUUUUUAAAAGUCCAGCAGCAGUCCUGUUUUACAACUGAACAACACUCGAGUUGUCUUUCCUUUUUUUUGUCUGCUUGUUUGUUUGGAUCCUAUGUCUCACUGUCAUUGUUGUAGUCCACCCUAUAUGUUUUUCAUAUGAAUACCAUUUUCUAAAACAUGCAGUGUUUACAGAUAUUUUUUACAGGCAGGAGAAUGUUUUCCUUUCUACCAAUAUAUAAAAAUCAAUUUCUAGAGAUUUGAACAUUGAUUAAAAUACUCCUAAAUGUAUGCGUGGACGAACAAUCAAUUAGCUUCGUCUUUCACUGAUAUGAUUUAUUUCUGGUCAGAGUUACAGUACCAUAUGUGACAACACAGUUGGGUGCAGAGAGAAUCUUCUUGUGUUCAUUGAUGUUACAUGUAGUCAGCUGCAUUCAUGAUCUCUAAACCAGCCAAUAAGCAAACAUCACACUGGGAAAUUUUGGUAUGUCAAUAUUGUUAAAUCGCCAAAAGCUAAAUUUGUGUGUUUAUUUGGCCUGUUUAACAUCCUGUUAAGUAAUGACAGUAACAUAUUGUCCUGCUGUCCAAGCUCUUAAGUCCACAUAUUCUCAUCUGAAAGGCACAAAAUACACAUCAUAGUAUCUUCCAACAGGAAGGAGUCUGAAAUUGGGAGUGUAUUUCAUGAUUAGGGACAUUUAUAAUAUUUACUUUAUUCUGAAACAAUUGGAGACUAAAAAAUAGGGUAAAGCUCCGUUAACUUUAAAUUAUCAUGCAAAUAGGCGUAGCUAAUAGUGAACACCCCAUGCAUCCACUUGUUUUGAAAUAAAGACUUUAAUUUGCA
This is a messenger RNA of Scophthalmus maximus (turbot), 2224 nucleotides long. RefSeq lists its product as uncharacterized. The transcript is spliced from 7 exons. Lineage: Eukaryota; Metazoa; Chordata; Actinopteri; Pleuronectiformes; Scophthalmidae. Gene Ontology annotation, biological process: T cell activation; interleukin-15-mediated signaling pathway; positive regulation of ERK1 and ERK2 cascade. Gene Ontology annotation, molecular function: MHC class II protein binding; protein tyrosine kinase binding. The record is from RefSeq and is a predicted model, not a curated record. Bases 49 to 1038 code for a protein of 329 amino acids. Gene Ontology annotation, cellular component: external side of plasma membrane; membrane raft.